Messenger RNA from Symbiodinium sp. CCMP2592, 639 nucleotides. NCBI's taxonomy places the organism in Eukaryota, Dinophyceae, Suessiales, Symbiodiniaceae. The record is from the annotation of a GenBank genome assembly.
AUGGAGAGUCCUGAAACUGUUCCCGCAGCAGAUCGGGGGCCACCUCACUCGCAUGCAAAGGAGGGUAAGGGCGAGAAGGAAACGGAGAUCCUGGAGUACUGCUUGAAGUUGUGGAAAGAGCGCGAUCCAGAUCUGACGUUGCGACUGCCGAUGGCUGAAGCCGUGGUUUACGUGACCGAUGCUGUGAAGUUCGGCUUGGAGCUGCAGAGCCGGCAGGGCGAAGACGUGCACGCCAGGAAAGCGGCCGCAGUGCCCAAGUUCGGCUCUGCCAUGAUCACGCAAGUUCCGAUGAAAUUCAUCCGCCCCAUGGACCUGCCAGUGGAUGCAGCCGGGGAGGUCUCGUUUCUUUCAGCUCUUCUACAGGUCUUGAAGCUACUGUGCCACAAAUGGGACCCGGAUCUCAUGGUGGAGAUCGAUGAUGUGGAGGAGGGUCUGGACCCAAUGGUGGCGGAGAAGCUCAAGAUGGAGAAGAUCCUUCAGAUCAAACAUCGUGUGUUGAAGGCGGAUCGCAGCGCUUUCGUCAAGGACCAUGUCGCUGCAUUGAAGAUACAGCGCAUCAUCCGCGAUCGACGCGCUGCCAAAUCCCUCGCCGCGCGGCGAGCAGGCCAGCGGCAUUCUUUCCAGGACCAAGUAAGCUGA